UGCCCGCAUACUCGGCAUUCUCGGCUCUCCCAGCUCACCUGGCAUCGCCUCCUCGGCGGCGGGGCUCGGGAGAGCGGCGAGAGGCUCGGCGCGGUGGCACCGUCCCGGGGAGAAGCGUGAGGAGGGGCUCAGCGGGGCCGCUUCCCCCGGGGUUCCCGUUCCCUUCGCGGCCGGGGCCCGGGAGGUGCCUUCUGCCCGAGCCCCGCGAGGCCCGGGGCUGCCCCGGCCCGUUGAGGCGGAGGGCGGGCGGUUUUAGCGCCUGGGACCCGCCCGGGGCGUUAUUGCUGCCCCGGCCGCUGGGGCUGUUCGGUCACUUCUGGUGUUAGCUGGGUAUAGCUUAGUGUUAUGGGUGAUACAGAAGAAGCUAAAAUGCAGAUAACGCCAGAAACUCCAGGACGAGUCACAAUUCUGAACCCUUUUGAAAGUCCCAGUGAUUAUUACACUCUUCAGGAGCAGAUUGUUUCCAGUCCUUCAGUCUUUAAGUCAACGAAAUCCUCAUCUACACCAGGAAAAUUCAGAUGGUCUAUUGAUCAGCUUGCUCUAAUAAAUCCUGUGGAAAUAGACUCGGAGGACAUUCGACGCCAAGGAAUGUAUUUGAGCCGUGCUAGAAUUGAUAAGGAGACAGAAGACAGAAGGCAAAAAGCUAUUGAGGAGUUUUUCACAAAAAAACUCAUCGUUCCUUCUCCUUGGACUGAACAUGAAGGCAAACAAGUUUCUCAGUUUAAUUCAACUAAAUCCAUAGAUAUAAAUAACAUUUCCCCGAUUGGAAGACAGCUGAGCUUGCAGCCUGGGAAAAGCAAUGCUGCUUGUCAGACAGUACUGUCCUUGCCAGUGGAUUUUAAUUUAGAGAAAAUACUAGGUGAAUAUUUUAGAACUGAUGAAUUUGCAGAUCAGUCUCAGGAAAAUCUGAGCUCUUCAUCACUCAGAAGAAAGCUGUUUUUAGAAGAGAAUGGGAAUGUAUCUGCAUGUUUGUCCCCUUCUUUGCAUAGUCCAUGUGGUAGUCAGCCACUUGGAGUGCUUUGUUCCAUAGAAUUAUCUCCAGUUCGGUGCAGAAGCCCUCUGGACACAUCUAGUUCAGGUCAGUUUUCAUCAAGUCCUAUUCAGGGAGGAACAAGAGCUUAUAGUCUAGGAAGUAUAACCAGUCCCCCAUUUUCAGAGGGGUCUCCUGCACCUAAUGGUUCUCCUGCUUUUUCACCAAUUGCUUUUCACAUAAGAAAAACACCACUCUCAGACCAAAGAAAAUUUACAUUUCGUUCUCCAGAUAUUCCUUCUUCCUCAAGUAGGAUGACACCCCCAAGUACAAGAAGUCCUUACAUAGAUGGUUGUUCUCCAAUUAAAAAUUGCUCUCCUAUGAGACUUGGAGCCUGUAGAGGAACUGCCCAAUAUCAGACUUCUGUCAUUAGAAUACCAAUUGCAGUUGAGAAUCAUGAGGAUGAGGAGGACAAGGAAAACGCUUCUCCAGCAGAAGCUCGCUUCCCAGAAAUGGAUAAUGGAAUAAAGGUACAUCAGGAAGACAGUGAUACUUUUGGACAUGGUACACAUCUCGUGGUGGCAACUGUGUCUAUUGCACCAGAUCGCUCAGAGGGUUGUCAUCAAAGGUUGUCAUCAUUUCAGGACAUAGAAGGCUUAAAGGAAAAUAAUACUGUAGACAUGGCUGAUGCAGCUGAAGUGUCGGAGGAAAACACUUGGAUGAAAGAAACAAUUGGCAGUAGCAAUACACCAAUGACCAGCUUUAUGACAGGCAUUACUUUCAGUAUUGAAAGCUCUCGCAUGUGCAUGUCACCUCUUGCAGAAAGCAGCGCAAUUCCUUGUGACAACAGUAGUAUUCAGGUGGACAGUGGUUACAAUACACAGACUUGUGGAAACAGCAUUAUGGAUACUGCAGGGGCUGAGAACAGUUGCAGAGAAAAUGAUGUGAACACUAUCAUGUUUCAGAAUAAAUCUCAGCUGCUUAGAACAAAGGAGUGUUCUGUUUUAAGCCAUAAGGACAAUCAGUUGCUGGGAACAAAAUCUCCUGAGAAGCAAUCCUGUUUUCAAAAAGCCAAAACACAUAGCACAGUAUUUGGUCAAAAUGCAACUUGCAACAUUUCUGCUUGGAAACAUAAAAAUGAAAAUCAGGUUCGGGGAUUUCACAAAAGUGAAUUGUAUUCCUUCUGUGACUAGGGUGGAUUCCAUGAGCAGCCUAGGAUAACUUGCAUAGGAACCAGUAUAACUGCAAAAUCACUUACAUUUUAAGAUUUGUCCCUCCUAAAGGCAUGAGGGACAUUCUUCUUUGUGGGAAAGAAAAGUGGAAGAAGUAUUAGUGUGGUUUUGGAUUGCUUUUCUCCAGCCAGAUAUAUUGUGUGGCUUCAAAAAUACUACCACUAGUACCAAGAGUAAGUCACUGGACAGAAGUGAACUGUUGGGGUGUGAUGAGAGCAAAUGCCAAGUUUAGUUCUCUUAGAAAUAUAAAAUGAGCUUUAUGUCAAAAGAAGUUGUUUAGUAAUUCUCUAAACAGCUUUUUCCUUGGCUUGACAGAGAUCUGUGAUGUUAGUUAGGUUUAAGUAAAAUGUAUUAUUGGUUACCUUAAAAUUAAAAGCUAGUGUUGUGGCUUUGGUAAUUGUUUUAGUACUAAACUUGGAGUUGAUCACCUGACACUACCAGUGUCUCUGAAGAACAACUGUGUCCAAAUUGAUGUUCUGGUACUCUUUGGAAGGAACCUAAGAAGGUGCCGUAAGAUUCAUUGGUCUCAGUACUGUCACUAAGAAAAUGGUGCAGUCUUUCUUAAUUCCUAGUAUUAUUAUGUUGCUUACAGAAAUUACCAAAAUACUUAGUAAAUCCUUAAAAAAAACCCAAACUUUUGCAUGCCAUUUAUUACCAAAAGUAUUAAUACAAGCAAACCUUUGAUCCUUUCAAGAAAACCAGCAGUUAAGUAAAAUGAUGGAUUGAAGGGGGGUGUCAGAAGCCCAGAACUCGCUUUGUGUAAUCAAAUCAGAUUUAGUUGAAUUUGCUUGUAUUUGUUUAAGAGAACCUUCUGGAAUUUAUAAAUGUGAAUUGGGGGAAAAAAUCCAUAUGGCAAUCUUGUGGCCCUAGUGACCAAGAGGGAAAGAAGAGCUAAGGGAUACACUGGUAUUUUUGGGCUCUGUUUAUGUAGAGCUCUGGUAAACUUCAUUAAUGUAAAAGAGAAGUCCAUUCUAACAAGUGUUCCAGGUGAAGCAGUCAUCAUCUCUUUUCAUGGCAAGGAUGUCCCAGGAUACCGGAUGGAAGUUCUGCUUUCUGUUCUAUUCCACAACUCACAGAAAAGCUUGUACCAAAGCGACAGACAGUGGCUGAUGAGCAGCUAUUGGCACACUAGGCCUGAAACCUACUGGUCAUAUUGGUCAGAUCUAAAUUGGAAGGCAAGACAGCAUUUUAAAAAAAAUCUCGAAAGGGGAGGUGUGAACAGAAUGUCUUGGCAUUAAAAUCAAAUCUCUUGGCAUUAAAAUCAAUGUGUUAGACCUGAGAGUUGUGUGUUGUUUGACUAGAACAGUUCUUGAAAUACUUCCAUUAAUAAUUUCCUAGUGAAGGCUUUAUGAAAAGUGCAUUUAAGAAAAAGGAAAACGUCUGUCCACAUCACUUGAUUGUAGAUCUCACAUUGCAAAAAUAAAUAUAAAAAAGUUUACUUUAGAAAUCUAAUGAGCAAACAUGAUGUGUAUUAUUUUUACUUCUGUAAAAACACAGAAGUAUUUAAUCACUAUUUCUGUAAUGCAUGUGGGAUUGGCAGUAAUGGAAUCUAGUGUCCUAUAUUUGCUGUUUCAUUGUCUUCACACAGUGGUCUACUAGAAGCUGGAAAUACACUGAAUUGGUAACUGUUAAGGAAUGAAUUUUGUUAAAAGUAGGAUGAACUCAAACUUCUGGAAAACAAAUUUUAUAGAAUACGGCCUUCAAAAUGUUCUUAGCUUUAGCUUCUGAGUUUUGUCACUCAGAAGCAGAUACAACUUGUCUGAGAUUUAAAAGUUUUGUAUGACCUUGUGUCAUUUCUGUUUCUCAUGAUAAUUUUAACAACAAUCAAUUAAAAGGACUAUAGAAAGGAUUUAUUUUUGCAAUUGUGAUUACUAAAACAGUAAUGUAAAUUUAGUGAACGUUAAGCAGGGUAGCCCAAAUUAUGUGUUUAUGAAUUUUUCUGAGUUACAUGUAUAAUUUAAAAUUAGGUUUUACUUCUUAACAAAGUUUUUUAAUUAUUUUCACAAUAUGUUAAAUGAUUGGAGGCUUCUGAACUAUUCACAAGUAAAAAAGCAAUCCCUAAAGUAUUUAAUUUUAACCUGUAUUAGUAUUUUCUUCAAGCUAAGAAAAGAGUAAGAGUAGAAAUGGAUGAAUGUGAGAAGUGAUUAAGGAUGCUCCCUCCUGGAUUGUCUGUAUUUUUUGUCCUGUUUUGUAGUCUUCAGUUAGAUGGGAAAUAUUUAUUUUAUGGAAACAUGCCUAUUUUUUUAUGAUGUUUGUACAACUGAUUUGUAGAAGAAACCUGCUGUGCAAAUUACCAUGGAAAUCACUUGACCAUUCUGUUUCUGUAAUUGUUCUUAAUGCAUUGGUUGGCACACAUUGCACAAACGGUCAUUGUUUACAUUAAAUUAAUAUAAGUAGUUUUAACGAGAGUCCUUUAACAUGUCUAAUUGUAAAUUGAGUAGUGAAACAGAAUAAAGACAUUUCUUUAAUA
This is a messenger RNA of Agelaius phoeniceus (red-winged blackbird), 4672 nucleotides long. The record is from RefSeq and is a predicted model, not a curated record. Lineage: Eukaryota; Metazoa; Chordata; Aves; Passeriformes; Icteridae.